This is a messenger RNA of Argiope bruennichi, 3079 nucleotides long. RefSeq names its product BRCA2-interacting transcriptional repressor EMSY-like. Lineage: Eukaryota; Metazoa; Arthropoda; Arachnida; Araneae; Araneidae. Bases 160 to 2868 code for a protein of 902 amino acids. Gene Ontology annotation, biological process: regulation of DNA-templated transcription. Gene Ontology annotation, cellular component: nucleoplasm. The transcript is spliced from 15 exons. The record is from RefSeq and is a predicted model, not a curated record.
ACUUUAAAAUCGUAUUUGAUUAUGUUAUUUGUUUGGUAUUUUGGAUUGGAAAAAGUAAUGGAGAAUCGAAAUUUUUUUGAGAAUAUUGGAGUAGAAUGACAUUAUCCCUAAUCAAGGAAUAACUUUUAGUCAAAUUCUUGUUAAACAUUGGGAAGAAAGAUGUGGCCAAUGUUUGUUGAUUAUUCUGAUGAAGAAUGUAAAAAGAUUUUACGUAGCUUGGAAUUGGAAGCAUAUGCUUCAAUUGUUACUGCAUUUCGAGCUCAAGGUAAUUUAACAAGAGAUAGAAAGAAGAUGUUGCUAGAUUUGUGCUCAGCUUUGAGCAUAUCCAUGGAGCGACAUAGGGCUGAAAUAAGGCGUGCUGUAAAUGAUGAACAUUUAAACACAAUUGCAGAAAGACUUUUUGGUCCUAAUACGGCAACUGAAUGGGCAAUUGAAGGACGACGAGUUGUGCCUUUAGUGAAUCGUCUAGCACCACAAACUGUUUUCACUGAAAUAGCUAGCAGUGCUGCUGCUGCUCAAGCCGUUAAAAAUUCAUCUCUGCCUCUGCCUGGUAAAACAGGAAGCAGAGAAAUGAUCAAUGGGAUGGAAACCAUGGCCAGUCGUAAAAGAAAAGAGUAUCCACCUGAUUCAUCUGUAUCCCCUCAAAAAAUGUCUGCCUUGGAUAGUCAGUAUUUUCAUAAUUUUCAUUCAUUUGAAAGUUCAAGUUCGGGGAUUUCUGAACCUAUGCAAUUAUCUGAAGUUUCUAUGAGUUCGGAAAGUUUUCCUGUUCCUGAAAGUGCUCCCCAGACUUCAUCAUUUCCAGAUUUUAAUGCACAACGGAAUGUACCACCUCUUACAACACAUCCCAUGCCAACAGUAUCUACUGCUAAAUCUCCAUCAAAGCAUUCAAAUACAAAAUCAUCAUCAACAGUCACCACAUUCUCAAGUCCUGAUCAAAUGACUUCUAAUCUUUUGACCAGCAAAAAUGUACCACAAACAUCUGCUCCUUCAGUUGCUCAUGAGGAACAAUUGUUAGUUUCCCCAGAAGUUUCUAAAUCUCCCAAUGAUGGAAAAAAUGCUCAGAGACCGUUAUCAUCAAUAAGUUCAAUGAAAUCAUCAACCAUUGUUAUACCCACUACUGUACCAUCUACAUGUUCUGCAUCAUCAUCAUCUAAAGAUCGUCUAUCAGCAUCUUCAUCUUCACAUAGUAAAUUUUUGUCUCAAAUCAGAUCUAAACCUCCAGGUCAUACAAGACAAAAUUUACCUGCUGGCUUGGGUAUUAAACUAACUUCUCAACCACCAAUGAGUCAAAGAGCGACUGUAUCUCCAAAAUCUCCUAGUAUGAAAGUGAAACAAGAUAAUGCAAAUAUAUUUUCUAAAAAAACUUCAGCAAGUGUUUUUCCCUCAUCUACAACUGAUAAUCAACCACCUCAGCUUCCAAUAACAACCACUAGUGAAUCAUUAACUAUAGCAAAAUCUCCUGUAUCUGUUCCAAAACCAUCUCCAAAAUCUGAUUCACAAACUGUAAUAAAUCAGCAAUCUACUUCAAAACAAACUACAACUGCAAAAAAUUUGCCAAAAACAACAGCUAUAGCCACCACCACCACUUCCACAUCAACUGUAACUACCACAUCUCAUAGCUCUCAGUAUAUUUCACGGCCAUUAUUUCCCACAUCUACCAAGAGUGGUGCUAAAAAUUUACAACCGGUGAUAUUUAACGUUUCAUCAACUACUUGUACUCCACUUCAAAAUACUGUUAAGCAAGCAGGACAGAUCCAAAGUGAAGUUAUUAAAUCUUCGCCUCAAAUACUUCCAAAAACAACUCCUGUUGGUUUAAGUUCAAGUCACCUAAAAUUAGGCACCUCAACAACUCAAACUAUACAAUACAGGAAUGAUGGAGGUCUUGUCAGAAGUGCUCGUAUAGUGAAUCUCUCCCAACCAGUUGGAUCUCGUCUACCAUGUGCCAUUUCAUCUUCUGCCAUCUCAGCUCUUGGUCUAUCAUCUAAUAUUUCAUCAACAGCUCUUCGGGUCACCCUCCCAGCUGGUACUUUGAAUACUACUAACUCAAUAAGAGUAUCAUCAGCAGCUAAGCCAAAUGUAAUUGUUGUUCACAAGGCACAAAUGUGGCCACGGCCACCUCAGGGAGCAGCAGUUAUUAUGAGUUCAGGUCCAUUGACUAAGUUACCCACGGAAAUUGUGCAGGAAACAAUUGCUAUUACACCAAAAUCUGAUAAAAAUAAGUCCUCAGGAAUAAAAACUAUUCCAAGAGCUAUUGCACCUGCUAGGCCUCAGUCUCCAGCUGUUGCAAUUACUUCUCUCAAGGCAUCUGAAUCAACUCCUGUUUCCAAUUCCAGUACUGUUAUAACUUCAUUACCAGAUAGUUCUACAUCUGAUGUUCGAAAUUCCAAACCUGCUGAAAAUAUCAAUGAUGGACAAUGUAGAAAGAAUUUAUUAGCUGAAGUUAUUGAAGUGUCUGGUAUUCUUGAAAGUAAUCCUGCUGAUAAGAAUUCUAAAGAAAAAAGUGAAGUUGUAAAAAAUAACAAGGAAGCGAGUAAUCUAAGCAAUCAUCAGGAACCUGAGAUAACUGUUUGUCAAAAAAAUGCUGGAACUUCUGCAAAUGAUACCAAUAGCACUAGAUUGACUGAAUCUAAUACACCUAAAACAGAUACUACUAGCAAUAAAGCUGGAGAUUCUGCCUUAUCAGUAUCACAAAGUGAUAUAAAUGGAAAAGAGACUUCUAAACAAACUUCAUUACCAACAGAGGUUCAAUCUAAAGAAACUGGGUCUACAGUGAUUUCAUCAACUCAUUCUGUAAAUGAAACUGUAACAAGUAGUAAUGAAUGUGGUUCAAAACCUCAGAAAGAAACAACAAAAGAUAAAGAUUUAUAAGACUUUCCUUUUACUUGUUUUGUACAGACACAAGAAAGUCUUUUUAAAUGACGGUGAAUAAAUUAUGAGACCUGCAAGUCUUUUUUUACUGUUUGAUUUUAAUGUUGUAACCUUGUUUUUGAUUUCCAAACUCAAACUGUUUUUAAUUUUAUAUUGCUAUGUAAAUAGUAUUGUUAUUAGGAAUAAAAAGUAAGUUUAUGUGCUUUAUUAA